AUGGGUAAAGGACGCAAAGCUAUCAUUGGCAAUGCCGACAACUUCUGGCUGCACUCUUCGAAGGAAAACAGUUUUGAUCUCACGCAUCCUGAAUCACCCUCUAGCGAAGCAAUCUCACCAAGGCUCGACCUGACCACCUCAACUACGCCUAUCAUUCUGGAUCCGCAAAAGACAGCCCUCGUCAUCAUUGACAUGCAGAAUUUCUUCUUGUCAGAAGGAUUCGGGAGGAAGAGAGGCGCUGGUCAUGAUGCAGCCAAGAACUUGGAGCAAUACGCCAUCCCUGCAGCGAGGAAAGCGGGCAUGCAAGUCAUCUGGCUGAAUUGGGGGUUGACAGAUCAAGACAUCGACGCCAUGCCCCCUGCAAUCAAACGCGCCUUCGGUUUCCGAAGUNNCCUCGUGGAUGACGAAGAUGAAGAAGUGGAAGCCGAAACCGCCGAAGGAGAUGUCUUCCGAGACCAAAAUGGAGAAGCCGGCACCCCAAAGGCCAAGCCUCAGGACACUGUCGUACUUGAGAAUGGCAAGGAUAAACGCAUCUACAAGGGUCUCGGAUCCUGGUGCGGAGAGUUGACGCUUGCAGAUGGCACAACUGUUGAUGCAGGGCGUUUGCUCAUGCGUGAUGCUUGGAACUCUGCUCUAUACCCUCCUCUCGACACUUUGUACGCAGAAGGUCUUGAUUUGCCCUCUAAACCCGAUGUCUGGAUCCACAAGGAUCGCAUGAGCGGUAUGUGGGGUGCUCGCACCGACUGUGAGGACUUCUUGCAAGAGAAAGGAAUCCGCAGUUUGCUCUUUGCCGGAGUCAACACCGAUCAAUGCGUCAGUGGUACCUUCACAGAUGCAUUCAGCAAGGGUUAUGACUGCGUGAUGCUCAGGGACGCAUGUGGUACUACGAGCCCAGAAUUCUCACAGCAGUGCAUCGAGUUCAAUGCGGCAAAGAGCUGGGGCUUCGUAGCUACGUGCGAGGACCUAGCGAGAGGUGUAAAGAAGAUGGCCGCCAAAUAG
Molecule: messenger RNA, 999 nt
Organism: Aureobasidium musti
Lineage: Eukaryota; Fungi; Ascomycota; Dothideomycetes; Dothideales; Saccotheciaceae
Source: the annotation of a GenBank genome assembly